This is a messenger RNA of Heteronotia binoei (common prickly gecko), 2470 nucleotides long. Its product is annotated as transient receptor potential cation channel subfamily V member 2-like. The record is from RefSeq and is a predicted model, not a curated record. Lineage: Eukaryota; Metazoa; Chordata; Lepidosauria; Squamata; Gekkonidae. Gene Ontology annotation, biological process: calcium ion import across plasma membrane. Bases 29 to 2260 code for a protein of 743 amino acids. Gene Ontology annotation, molecular function: protein binding; calcium channel activity. Gene Ontology annotation, cellular component: membrane. The transcript is spliced from 15 exons.
CCACCCUCCUGACAACGCCUCCAGUUAGAUGAUGUUGCCAUUGUUAGAGGUAGCUGACAGCGUCACUGAAGAAUCGGAGGCAUCUCGAAAUUGGGCAGAUGAUGGGAAAGAUGAGUUACGACCUUUGGACACUCCUUUCCAGAACGAGAGCCAGGCGGCUCCAAUGAUCAGGAUAAGAAAAGAUUAUCGGGGUGAAAAUGUGAGCGCAGAGGAUCCAGACCCCUACAACAGAGACCGUAUCUUUGGUGCUGUUACAAGGGGAAGGCCUGAGGAGCUGGAAGGCUUGGCUGGAUACUUGCGAAGAAACCACAAAUUUCUCUCCAACUCGGAAUACAGAGAUGGUAAAACAGGGAAGACUUGCUUGAUGAAGGCCUUGCUGAAUUUAAAAGAUGGGACAAACCCCACCAUCGCAGUGCUGUUGAAGAUAGACAAGGAGAGUGGGAAUCCAACCCCUCUGGUCAAUGCUGCUUGCACUGGCAGCUACUACAAAGGCAACACAGCACUGCACAUUGCCAUUGAGAAGAGGAGCUUAGAUUUAGUGAAGCUCCUGGUGGAGAAUGGGGCCAAUGUCCACGCCAGGGCCUCUGGGGAGUUCUUCCGGAAGAAGAAGGGAGGAGUGCGCUUCUAUUUUGGUGAGCUCCCCCUGUCCUUGGCUGCUUGUACCAAUCAGAAGGAAGUGGUGCAAUACCUCCUGGAAAACCCUCACCAGAAGGCCAGCCUGACAGAAAGAGAUUCUUUGGGCAACACGGUCCUGCACGCUUUGGUGAUGGUGGCCAACGAUACGGAGAAGAACACGGAGGUUGUCAUAGGGAUGUACGAUGCAAUCCUGAUGGAAGGCUGCAAGCUCGACCCACUACUGAAACUGGAGGAGAUAGAGAACAACCAAGGGUUAACUCCAUUGAAACUGGCUGCCAAGAUUGGAAAAGUAGAGAUUUUCAAACACAUUCUUCAGCGAGAGAUCAGAGAUCCCAAGUUCAAGCAGCUGUCACGCAAGUUCACUGAAUGGACCUAUGGACCAGUUCACGUUUCUCUAUAUGACUUGUCCUCCAUUGAUAGCUACGAGAAAAAUUCUGUGCUAGAAAUCCUGGCCUACAGCAGUGACACUCCGAAUCGAUACAAAAUGGUGGUUUUGGAACCGUUGAACAAACUGCUCCAACGCAAAUGGGACUCUUUUGCUGCCUGGAGAUUUCACCUCAGCCUGGUGUCCUAUGCGAUAUUCAUGGUGGUCUUCACAGCCGUCACUUAUUACCAGCCUAUCAAUAGAAAGACUGAGCUUCUAGAGAAGUAUGCUGCAGCAGAUACGCUGAGGGUGAUUGGCCAGGCCAUUGUCUUAGUGGGAACCAUUUAUCUUCUCAUUGCUCAGACUCUUUUCUUGUGGAGAAGGCGCCUCUCUUUGAGAAGUCUGCUCUCAGAUGACUGUAUCCAGGUUUUGCUCUUGGUGCAAUCGCUCAUGCUGCUGAUAUCCGUGCCAUUGUAUUUUAUGGGGUUGGAGGAAUAUGUGCCUUUGAUGGUUUUCUCCCUGCUACUGGGCUGGAUGAACAUGCUGUAUUACACCCGAGGAUUCCGGCUGACAGGGAUCUACAGUGUCAUGAUACAGAAGACAAUCCUGAGGGAUCUUCUGCGCUUCCUCUUGGUCUACCUGAUCUUCCUUUUUGGCUUUGCAGUAGCCCUCUUCACUCUGACGAAUGAGAACAGUCCUGCCCGGAACAGUUCUGCCACCCCUCCAGAGGAUGGUAAAUCUAAAGUUACGUACACUGGGCUGUUUACGACUUCUCUGGAACUCUUCAAGUUCACCAUUGGGAUGGGGGACUUGGAAUUCAACGAGAACAUGAAGUUCAAGUAUUUUGUGAUCUUCCUGCACCUCCUCUUUGUGAUCCUGACGUACAUCCUCCUUUUGAACAUGCUAAUUGCUCUGAUGAGCGAGACAGUCAACAAGAUCUCCGGAUACAGCCAAAGUGUCUGGAAGCUCCAGGCAACUGUUACUAUCCUGGAGAUAGAGAAAAACUGGCUUUGGUAUUGGAAGAAGCCGCAGAGAUGCGGCUGCUUGUUGCCCGUCGGCUUGGGAGAGAAAGACAAAAGAUGGGUCUUCCGAGUGGAAGAGAUUGAUUGGGCCGACUGGGAGGAAGAGGUGGGAGUCCUUAACGAGGAUCCUGGGAGCUCUGGGGACUCUGGGAUAGAGCUUCAAGAGAGGGGUCUGUGGAGCUGGGUAGCACGGGCAAAGGCUGCCACAUCCACUGCAGCAUCCACACCAGAGGAGUAGACGCCAUCACAUCACCUCAGCCAAUGAACAAGAUGACGCUGUUAAGAAGACACAAUGCGUUUGGACGAACCUGGCUGCAAAUCAGAGCUGAAAUCCUUAGGCCGCGUUUGAGCUCUGUCAGAAUGAGGUCAAGAAAGACCACAACUGAUGUGACUGCUGAGACUGGGCUUAUGUUGGAAUCCGUGCCUUUGAGACUUUGCGUGCCACAGG